UCGAGCGUUGUUACCGAACUAGGAAGGUCGGUCUAACUGUAGUAGCUACACUGAGCUCUCGUCUCUCUGUGUGUCGGGUGGUACAGCCAGUGUGCGCCAGUACAAGUACACAGCUCUACAGCUCUCCGCUCUGCCCGCCGCCUUCGUAGCGCUGGUGUGCUGCUGCUUACACAAUAACUGUGCAUCGAUAAAGCCAAAGAAGAAGCACACAGGAUACGAAUACAUAUAGAAAUACAAAAAAAACCCAAACUCUUAAGCUGUUCACAGCUUAACGAGUGUUAAAAAAAAACGUGUGUGAUUUGUUAUUGUUGUUUCGUCUAAGAAGCAGCAUUUGAAGUGCAAUAAUUAGUUUGAAACGGGGUAGUUUUCUGCGAAAUACCCCCGCAACGGAAAGAUAUUGUGUAAUAGCCCUCGCCGUGUAAAAGUCAAGACGCAAGAUGCCGACCAAAGCAGCUAAGAAGGAGAACUUGGAUGAUCUCAAACAGGAGUUGGAUAUUGACCAUCAUAAAAUCUCUCCUGAGGAAAUGUACCAGCGUUUCCAGACACAUCCUGAAAAUGGUCUGAGUCAUGCCAAGGCUAAGGAGAAUCUGGAACGUGAUGGUCCCAAUGCGCUAACACCGCCCAAGCAAACACCCGAAUGGGUGAAGUUCUGCAAGAAUCUGUUUGGCGGCUUUGCCAUGCUGCUGUGGAUCGGUGCUAUACUUUGCUUUGUCGCCUACUCCAUUCAGGCGACAACCAGCGAGGAGCCAUCCGACGAUAACUUGUAUCUGGGUAUUGUACUUUCCGCUGUGGUCAUUGUGACAGGCAUUUUCUCAUACUACCAGGAAUCGAAAAGUUCGAAAAUCAUGGAAUCGUUCAAGAACAUGGUGCCCCAAUUCGCAACUGUUAUUCGUGAGGGCGAGAAAUUGACGCUGCGCGCCGAAGAUCUCGUCUUGGGCGAUGUUGUUGAGGUGAAGUUCGGCGAUCGUAUUCCCGCCGACAUCCGCAUCAUUGAGGCGCGCAACUUUAAGGUGGAUAACUCUUCGCUAACUGGUGAAUCGGAGCCGCAAUCGCGUGGCUCGGAGUUCACGCACGAGAACCCCUUGGAGACCAAAAACUUAGCCUUCUUCUCGACCAAUGCCGUCGAGGGCACUGCCAAGGGUGUUGUCAUCAGCUGUGGCGAUCACACUGUCAUGGGUCGCAUUGCUGGCUUGGCUUCCGGUCUGGAUACCGGCGAGACUCCCAUUGCUAAGGAAAUCCAUCAUUUCAUCCAUUUGAUCACCGGCGUUGCUGUGUUCCUGGGCGUCACCUUCUUUGUGAUUGCCUUCAUUUUGGGCUACCAUUGGUUGGAUGCCGUCAUCUUUUUGAUCGGUAUCAUUGUCGCCAACGUACCGGAGGGUCUGCUGGCCACUGUCACCGUGUGCCUGACCCUGACUGCCAAGCGUAUGGCAUCGAAGAAUUGUUUGGUCAAGAACUUGGAAGCUGUCGAAACAUUGGGCUCCACCUCCACCAUCUGCUCUGAUAAGACCGGCACACUCACCCAAAACCGCAUGACAGUCGCCCACAUGUGGUUCGAUAACCAGAUCAUUGAGGCCGAUACCACUGAGGAUCAGUCGGGUGUUCAAUACGAUAGAACCAGCCCUGGAUUCAAGGCGCUCUCUCGCAUUGCCACUCUCUGUAACCGUGCCGAGUUCAAAGGUGGUCAGGAUGGUGUCCCAAUUCUGAAGAAGGAAGUCAGCGGCGAUGCCUCCGAGGCUGCUCUGCUCAAGUGCAUGGAGCUGGCUCUCGGCGAUGUGAUGAACAUUCGCAAGCGCAACCGCAAAAUCGCUGAAGUGCCAUUCAACUCCACCAACAAGUAUCAAGUGUCCAUUCACGAGACCGAGGACCCCAACGAUCCACGUGUUCUGCUGGUCAUGAAGGGCGCACCCGAGCGUAUUCUCGAACGUUGCUCGACCAUCUUUAUCAACGGCAAGGAGAAGGUGUUGGACGAGGAGAUGAAGGAGGCGUUCAACAAUGCCUACAUGGAGCUCGGUGGACUCGGCGAGCGUGUGCUCGGCUUCUGUGAUUUCAUGCUGCCCUCCGAUAAAUACCCAACUGGCUACAAAUACAACACCGAUGACAUCAACUUCCCCAUUGACAAUCUGCGUUUCGUUGGCCUAAUGUCCAUGAUUGAUCCCCCACGUGCCGCUGUGCCCGAUGCCGUGGCCAAGUGCCGUUCGGCCGGUAUUAAGGUCAUCAUGGUCACUGGCGAUCAUCCAAUUACUGCCAAAGCCAUUGCCAAAUCUGUGGGCAUCAUCUCCGAAGGCAACGAGACCAUCGAGGAUAUUGCCCAGCGUCUCAACAUACCCAUCUCUGAGGUCAAUCCACGCGAGGCUAAGGCUGCUGUUGUCCAUGGCGCCGAGCUGCGUGAUGUGUCGUCCGAUCAGCUUGAUGAAAUCCUACGCUAUCACACCGAAAUCGUCUUUGCCCGUACCUCGCCCCAGCAGAAGCUCAUCAUCGUCGAGGGUUGCCAGCGCAUGGGCGCCAUUGUGGCUGUCACCGGUGACGGUGUCAACGAUUCACCUGCCCUGAAGAAGGCCGAUAUUGGUGUUGCUAUGGGUAUUGCCGGCUCCGAUGUGUCCAAGCAGGCCGCUGACAUGAUCUUGUUGGAUGAUAACUUUGCCUCCAUUGUCACUGGUGUUGAGGAGGGUCGCUUGAUCUUUGAUAAUUUGAAGAAGUCCAUUGCCUAUACACUUACCUCCAACAUACCCGAGAUUUCGCCCUUCUUGGCCUUCAUUCUGUGCGAUAUACCACUGCCACUCGGUACCGUCACAAUUCUGUGCAUCGAUUUGGGCACUGACAUGGUGCCAGCCAUUUCAUUGGCCUACGAACAUGCCGAAGCCGAUAUUAUGAAGCGUCCGCCACGUGACCCAUUCAACGAUAAAUUAGUGAACUCAAGAUUGAUUUCCAUGGCCUAUGGACAAAUUGGCAUGAUCCAGGCAGCAGCCGGUUUCUUUGUCUACUUUGUGAUUAUGGCUGAGAACGGUUUCCUGCCCAUGAAACUGUUUGGCAUCCGUAAGAUGUGGGACUCCAAGGCCGUCAACGAUCUAACUGAUUCGUAUGGUCAGGAAUGGACUUAUCGCGAUCGCAAGACCUUGGAAUACACCUGCCACACCGCGUUCUUCAUAUCGAUUGUCGUGGUACAGUGGGCCGAUUUGAUCAUUUGCAAGACGCGUCGCAACUCCAUAUUCCACCAGGGCAUGCGCAACUGGGCCCUCAACUUUGGCCUCGUCUUCGAAACGGUGCUGGCUGCCUUCCUCUCCUACUGCCCCGGCAUGGACAAGGGUCUGCGCAUGUAUCCCCUGAAACUCGUCUGGUGGUUCCCAGCCAUUCCAUUCAUGUUGGCCAUCUUUGUGUAUGAUGAGACUCGUCGCUUCUAUUUGCGUCGCAACCCCGGCGGCUGGUUGGAGCAGGAGACAUACUAUUAA
This is a messenger RNA of Drosophila arizonae, 3446 nucleotides long. RefSeq names its product sodium/potassium-transporting ATPase subunit alpha (gene Atpalpha). The record is from RefSeq and is a predicted model, not a curated record. Gene Ontology annotation, biological process: intracellular potassium ion homeostasis; intracellular sodium ion homeostasis; sodium ion export across plasma membrane. Lineage: Eukaryota; Metazoa; Arthropoda; Insecta; Diptera; Drosophilidae. Gene Ontology annotation, molecular function: ATP binding; P-type sodium:potassium-exchanging transporter activity; ATP hydrolysis activity. Gene Ontology annotation, cellular component: plasma membrane.